GUUUUCAAAACCAAACAGUUCGAGUAUCUUAGUCGUGGCGUGCGUUUGUUAACCAAAAACAUAAGCGAAUUGUAAGAAAAGAAAUCAUACAAGAUUAUUAAAAUUCAAGAAAAAGAAAAGGAAAUUAUUUUUUUUGUUUUAUCCAAAAUCAAAAGCACAAAUUGCUUUUUUCAUUAAGUAAAGCAAAUAUUUAUGAAAAAUUAAAUAUAAAUUACCAACAAAAGAAAAAAGUUUUUUACCAAGAAUUUGUGUGGAAAAAUAAUAGCAAAAAAUAUACAAGAAAAUACCACAAAAACGAACCCAAAACGAAAACAACUUUCUUUCACAAUUAUAAUUACAACAGAAAAUAAAGAAGAAACAAAAAAAAAACAACAAAUCAACAAGAUUAUUGGAAUACAAAAACAACAUCUAUUUGAACUUUGUGAAAAUAAAAUCAAAAAUAAGCAUUUAUUUAAAACAACAAUAAUUUAGCAUCCACAUCAUUUUCAAAACAAGCACAUCUAGACCGACAGCAACACUAUCAUCUUGAAAACGACUAAAAAAUAUCAUCUGAGUUAUACAAAUUUUUACUACAUGAACAACCCACAAAAACCAGAAUAAACAUUUAUAAUCUUAAAUAUAAUUUAUAAUAGAGAACUUUAACUAUAACAAUUAAAAGGAGUAUUAAAAGGAGAUAAAAUGCCGGCGGAAACUAAAACAGCAACCGCCGCAGAAACGGAAACACCCACAAAGGGUAAAAAAUCGCCUGCCAAUAGUUCAAAGGCGGCUUUGGCGCGCAUCACCUUAUUGGAUGGCUCCAUUUUGGAUGUAACCAUUGAUCGCAAAGCCAAGGGCCGUGAUUUAAUAAAUUCCAUUUGUGCUGGCCUUAAUAUCCUGGAGAAAGACUACUUUGGUCUCACCUAUGAAACGCCCACAGAUCCCAGAAAUUGGCUGGACUUGGAGAAGCCAGUAUCAAAAUUCUUUCGCACUGAUCCUUGGGCUUUGAAUUUCGCUGUGAAAUUCUAUCCUCCCGAGCCAUCUCAGUUGCAAGAGGACAUCACCCGUUAUCAUUUGUGCUUGCAAGUACGCAAUGAUAUUUUGGAGGGCCGUCUGCCCUGCACAUUUGUCACGCAUGCCUUGUUGGGCUCGUAUUUGGUACAAUCGGAAAUGGGUGAUUACGAUCCCAAGGAUAUGCCCAAUCGCAAUUAUUUGAAGGAUUUCAAAAUUGCUCCAAAUCAAUCUACGGAAUUGGAGGAUAAAGUUAUGGAUUUACAUAAAACACACAAGGGCCAAUCACCAGCUGAGGCCGAAUUACAUUAUUUGGAAAAUGCCAAGAAAUUGGCCAUGUAUGGCGUGGACUUACAUCCAGCCAAGGAUUCUGAAGGCGUAGACAUCAUGUUGGGCGUUUGUGCCUCCGGUUUAUUGGUGUACAGAGACAAAUUACGCAUUAAUCGUUUUGCAUGGCCAAAAAUCUUGAAAAUCUCCUAUAAGCGUCAUCAUUUCUAUAUCAAAAUACGUCCCGGUGAAUUUGAACAGCAUGAGGUGACCAUUGGUUUCAAAUUGGCCAAUCAUAGAGCAGCGAAAAAGUUGUGGAAAUCUUGUGUAGAGCAUCAUACCUUCUUCCGUUUGAUGACACCAGAGCCACCAAACAAAUCUACGCUAUUCCCACGUUUUGGUUCGAAAUAUCGCUACUCGGGACGCACCAUGUAUGAGAGCCGCAAGAAUCCGGUAGAUCGUGAGGCACCCAAAUUCGAUAGAAGUUUGUCGGGCAGACGUUUGACCUCACGCUCAAUGGAUGCUUUGGCCUUGGCUGAAAAGGAGAAGGACUCACAAAAACGUCAUACCAUGGGCCAUCCACCAGAGCAUAUACCCGAUUUGGAUUCACCACGUAGCCGCAGUCCUUUGAAAAAGGAUAAAAAGGAGAAGGCUGCUGAAGAAGCAAAAUUGAAGGAGAAGAAACAAAAGGAAAAGGAGGAGAAGGAACGCAAAGAAAAGGAAAAGAAAGAAAAAGAGAAGAAAGAAAAGGAAGCCAAGGAAAAGGCUGCUAAGGACAAGGCAGCUGGAGGCAUGAAUGGCAAUGAUGAUUUGAAUGAUUCUCAGAAAUCGGAUAAACCUGGUAAACGUGGUGUUGGUUUAUUCUCUUCGGGUCGCAAGAGCAAGAGUGGUUCACCUUCUAAAGAGGGUAAGGACAAGAAUAAAUCCGGCCGACCUGGUGAACUAGAAUUGGCUGUGGCUGAUUCUGGUGAUCAGAACAAUUCUACUUCUCCAGGUUACACGAAACCUUACGAAUACACCGAUGCCGAUGGUGACAACAGUCCCACCCGUAAAUCUUACAUUCCUGGCGGUUUCCGUUAUGAUCAAGAUCCAGAUGGCAAACGUGGCCAUGAUGGCCAAGAACAAUUGUCGCCUGGCUCUCAGCAAAAGAAAAUUGGUUUGGCUUUCAAUUAUGCUCCCGGCAAUGAAGAGGAUUUGAAAAAACAAGCCGAAAAGCUAAAAUCUGGACAAUUAUCACCACGUACCCGUGACAAGCUCAACAAGGGCCAACUGUCGCCCAAAACAAAAGCAAAACUUUUGAAAGAAGCCAAUCUCUCGCCCGCCACAAAGGCCAAAUUGCAAGGCAGUGCUGUAGAUGCUGCUGCCAUACCAUUAAGUGAUGCCCAAAAGCGUUCAUAUUCUCCCUCCAAGAGUCCUACACAAGGUUAUGCUUCUGGUGCUCCAGGCAGCUACAAGCCUUUGGUGGAUCCCACUUCAGCAUUUUUGGAUUCCGAGAGGUAUAACAAGGAGCCGGCCUAUGUUGGUGCUUCCUCUACUGAUUCUACUCCCACUAAGGAAGGUCGUUCAUCAACUGCCUCCCCUCAAUCUGUGGGUAAAUCUUCUAUUCCUCCACCAACACCCGUUAGAACUGCUGCCUCUGGAGUUGGUAGCGCCACAGCGGUUGGUAAACCCAAGAAGAAACGUGUUAAGAUCAUGGUUAUCACUUCUAGAUUUGAUCCCUCCACCAAGAGAAUUAAUACCGAAAGUGGUCAAGUUGAACACUCUACUGGCAUUUUAGAUCCUGCUACUGGACUUAUUGACACUAAAUAUGGUGUGAUUGAUCCUAAGAAGGGAACUUUAAUGGCCUUGAACACCAAGACUGGCAAUAAUGAAACAUAUCAAGGUGAAGUUGAUCCCAAAACGGGUCAUAUUCAACUGGUUGCUGGCGUCACUGAUCCAUCUACCGGACGUUUGGAUGAAUCCUUGGGUCUUGUUAUGGCCAUUACUCCUCAAGAUGAUCCCGUUGUGGAAUUGACCGUGAUUACAAGCCGUAUCGAUCCUGCCACCGGCAAAGUUGACACUGUUAAUGGUGAGGUUGAGAGAUCAUUGGGUGUAUUGAAUAUGGAAUCUGGCUUGUUGGACACUAAAUACGGUGAAAUCAAUACCAGAACUGGCGAACUUAAGGCUAUUGACCCUAAAUCAGGCAAAAUUAUUGUCACCAAGAAUGUCAAGGUUGAUCCAGCCACUGGACAACUUACCAUUAUGGGUGUAUUAGAUCCUAAGACAGGUAAAUUAGACUCAAACCAAGCACGCCUUAUUGAAGUGGGUCAACAGAUUGAUCCCAUUGUAGAGGUUACAUCUUUGGCUGGUAAAUAUGAUUCAAAGAAGAACGUAAUCGAUCCCAAGACAGCUUUUGUGGAAACCUCGGGCGGUCAAUUCGAUCCCAGGGCCGGCAAGAUUGAUACCAAAUAUGGUCAAAUCGAUUUAGUGAAACACACCAUUACCUUUACCGAUCCCAAGUCUGGAAAAUCAGUUACACGUGACAUCAAAAUCGAUCCCGCUACUGGACAAAUUGUGCUAAAGAAUCAAAUUAAUCCCAAAAACAAUAAGCCAGACAAAGACUAUGCUCGCAUAAUAUCGCUGCGCAUUGUACAACAACGUGUGGAUCCCAAGACAAAGGCACCUAUUAGCCAAGUCAGCUCGGCCAAGGACAAGGAAAUUGUUAUCGAUCCCAAAUCCAAUCAAAUUUGGAUGCCUACUGGAGCUUUCGAUCCAGCCACCAAGGAACAACAAUAUAUUUCCAGUGCUGUUGAUCCCAAGACUGGCUAUGUCAUCACCAUCUACGGUUAUCUCAAUCCCAAAACCAACGAAAUCAAAAAACAAACCAAACUUGAUCCUAAUACCACUAAGAUUGAACCUUCUUCUGGCAAAAUCUACACAGCUACUGGUGAUUUAGAUGCUGCUACCGGUGAACCACUCUAUGCUACCACACAAGUUGAUGCCGACUCUGGUGAAGUUUACACGAAAUUGGCUCGCGUUGAUCCUAAGACAGGCAAACUGAUUGUUGUCAGAAUCUUGCUUAUCUCUAAGGUCGACGAAAGAGGCCGUCCCGAAGAAGUAGAUCCUCAAACCUGCGAAAUUGAUCCAGUAUCGGGUCGCGUCUUGAAAUUCUUUAAUAAAACCGUUUAUGUAUACAAUAUGAUUGAUCCCAUUACCGGUGAAAUUGUACAGGUGGACCCCAACGAUCCUCGUUUUGCUGGUGCCCGCACUACCGUUACCCACACCAUGACCUUGACUGGCGAAAUUGAUCCAGUAACCGGACGCAUUAAGAGCGAAUACGGUGACAUUGAUCCCAAUACCGGAGACAUUGAUCCGGCUACCGCUAUUAAGGAUCCCGUGACCGGUAAAUUGAUCUUGAAUUAUGCCCAAAUCGAUCCAUCACACUUUGGCAAACAGGCCCAAGUGAGCACUACUACUGAAACUGUACCUAUAACCAGACAACAAUUCUUCGAUGGCGUCAAACACAUGGGCAAGAAUGCGCUACGACGUGAUUCCGAGGCUAGCUCUGAAGAUGACAUGACACACGAAUACGAAACGGAAAAUGUUAAGGAAAUGGUGAUGGGCAGUCCGAAGAAGAGCGCAACACAAAAUCUGGGCAAAUAUGUGAGCACACCAACGGUAGUGAAGACAACAACCAAACAAGUAUUGACCAAGAACGAUGAUGGCGUGACACAUAACGUUGAGGAAGAAGUACGCAAUCUGGGUACCGGUGAGGUGACCUAUUCAACACAGGAACACAAGGCUGAUGCUCCAGCCGUCGAUUUGACCAGUGGUGCUUAUGUUACUGCCACCGCAGUAACAACUCGUACAGCCACCACACACGAAGAUUUGGGUAAAAAAGCCAAAACCGAACAGUUGGAAGAGAAAACAGUGGCCACCACAAGAACCCACGAUCCCAACAAACAAGAGCAACGUGUUGUAACCCAAGAAGUUAAGACCACAGCAACAGUAACCAGUGGAGAUCAGUUCCAAAGACGUGACAGUAUUUCCUCCACAAGUUCUGGAGAUUCUGGUACACCCAUCGAUGGUCCUUAUGAUGGAUCCACUGCUAUUUAUAAUACCACCUCAUAUAAGGAAUCUCCUAUGUAUCAAACAUCUGCCUCUACAUCAGCUACCACCACCGGCCCUCGUGUUGAACAAACCCGCGUUAUUUUAGGUGAAAAUUCUCCCGGCUAUACGGCCGAAGGUGAAAUUGUCUCCAGCCAAACGGUCAGCAGCAAAACACGUACCGUCGAAACCAUUACCUAUAAAACCGAACGAGAUGGCAUUGUUGAAACCCGUGUAGAACAAAAGAUUACCAUACAAUCAGAUGGAGAUCCAAUUGAUCAUGACCGAGCUUUAGCUGAGGCAAUACAGGAGGCAACAGCUAUGAAUCCAGACAUGACAGUGGAAAAGAUUGAAAUUCAACAACAAACCCAAUAAAUGUAGGAAUUUGAAAAAAAACAAUUUUUCAUUGAAAUAAACAAAUAAAAUAAAUUCUAAACGAGCACAGAAUGCACAGUAAAAUAAAACAAGAAACAAAAUAAAUAUUUAAAUUUAAUUAAAUUAAACAAAAAAAAAAAUAAAAAAUAUAGAAUAAACACCGACCACGCCCUCUCUAUUUCCUUCUCCACACCAUUAUAUACCUAAGCCCACAAUAAGAAUACUUGAAUGAAUGAAUAUAUAUGACAAAUUAUGUUUUUAUUUAAUUAAUUAUACAUUUUUUUAUUAAUUUUUUUUAUUAUUAUUAUUAUAAUUAAAUUUAAGCUUAUAAAUGUUGAAAGUAAAAUAAAAAGAAAAUAAUAU
Calliphora vicina (urban bluebottle blowfly) is the source of this 6078-nucleotide messenger RNA. It is a transcript of the gene cora, whose product is annotated as coracle. The coding region runs from base 679 to 5715 and encodes 1678 amino acids. Gene Ontology annotation, cellular component: plasma membrane; cytoskeleton. Gene Ontology annotation, molecular function: actin binding; structural molecule activity. The record is from RefSeq and is a predicted model, not a curated record. The transcript is spliced from 17 exons. Lineage: Eukaryota; Metazoa; Arthropoda; Insecta; Diptera; Calliphoridae.